CCCACAAUCCUUUGCGCCCGUCAAAUACUUGCCAGUCAUUGUGUGUGUAGCGGCGCGCGCGGCCCUGCUGUUCCAGCUGAUUUAGAGUCUCGGUGUUAAAUCUUUACAUUUCUGUUCGCGGUGUUUAACGCUUUAGAGUCAUUAUGAAAGAAACAACUAAAAGACGCGAGAAGGCGAAGGAAAGCAAGGCGGAGAAGGCGAAGGAGAGCCCGGGCCCCGAGGCUCAGGAUGUGGAGAUGCCGGAGGAGGAGAGCGCUGCUGCGGCUAAACCGGCUAAAGAGCAGGACUCCAUCACGCUGGAAGAUAUUAAGGAGCACGUGAAGCAGAUUGAGAAGGCGGUGUCGGGUAAGGAGCCACGCUUCGUCCUGAGAGCCCUGCGUGCUCUGCCCUCCACCAGCCGCCGACUCAACCCCAACGUCCUCCACAAGGCCAUCUCAGGCUUCUACACGUCCAACGCUGCAGGGAAGGAGUUCCUGCUCGGCUUCCUCGAGGAGCCGAUGGACACAGAGGGAGAUGUCCAGUUCAGGCCUCGUACUGGUAAAGCAGCAGCUGCUCCUCUCAUCCCUGAAGUAGAGGCGUAUCUCCAACUGCUGCUGCUCGUCUACCUCAUCAACAACAAGCGCUACACUGAGGCUCAGAAGGUAUCAGAUGAGCUGCUGCAGAAGAUCAGCUCUCAGAACCGCAGGGCUUUGGACCUGGUGGCAGCAAAGUGUUAUUAUUAUCACUGUAGAGUGUACGAGUUCCUCAACCAGCUGGACACAGUGCGCAGCUUCCUGCACACACGCUUGAGGACAGCUACGUUACGUCACGACUCGGACGGUCAGGCCACGCUGCUCAACCUGCUGCUGAGGAACUACCUGCACUACAACCUGUACGACCAGGCCGAGAAACUCGUCUCCAAAUCAGUCUUCCCUGAACUUGCUAACAACAACGAGUGGGCUCGCUACCUCUACUACACCGGACGGAUCAAGGCCAUCCAGCUGGAGUACUCGGAAGCCAGGAGAACUCUGACUAACGCACUGCGUAAAGCUCCACAGCACACCGCUGUCGGCUUCAAACAGACCGUCCAUAAGUUGUUGAUAGUGGUGGAGUUGUUGCUUGGAGAGAUUCCUGACAGACUGCAGUUCCGCCAACCUUCUCUCAAACGCUCCCUCAUGCCCUACUUCCUCCUCACUCAGGCGGUGAGGACCGGGAACCUGGCAAAGUUUAAUCAGGUUCUGGAUCAGUUUGGAGAGAAGUUUCAGACUGAUGGAACAUACACACUCAUCAUCCGCCUGAGACACAAUGUGAUUAAGACAGGCGUGAGGAUGAUCAGCUUGUCGUAUUCGCGGAUCUCUCUGGCUGACAUCGCUCAGAAACUGCAGCUGGACAGUCCUGAGGAUGCAGAGUUCAUUGUGGCAAAGGCGAUCCGUGACGGUGUGAUCGAGGCGAGUAUAAACCAUGAGAAGGGUUACGUCCAGUCCAAGGAGACGAUGGACAUUUACGGCACCCGGGAGCCUCAGCUCGCCUUCCACCAGCGAAUCUCCUUCUGUCUGGACAUCCACAACAUGUCUGUUAAGGCCAUGAGAUUCCCACCCAAGGCCUACAACAAGGACCUGGAGUCUGCAGAGGAACGCAGGGAGCGGGAGCAGCAGGAUCUGGAGUUUGCUAAAGAAAUGGCUGAGGAUGAUGAUGACAGUUUCCCAUAAAUCAAACUGAAACCUGAUUUCUUCUUCUCCUUCACCAUCUUCUCCUCCUUCUUCUUCUCCUUCACCAUCUUCUCCUCCUUCUUCUUCUCCUUCACCAUCUUCUCCUCCUUCUUCUUCUCCUUCACCAUCUUCUCCUCCUUCUUCUUCUCCUUCACCAUCUUCUCCUCCUUCUUCUUCUCCUUCACCUUCUUCUCCUCCUUCUUCUUCUCCUUCACCUUUUUCUCCCCCCCCCAUUCUUCUCCUUCUCCUCCUCGUCCUUCUUUUGUUUUGUUUUCUAUUUUAAAAAUCCACAUUUCCACUCUGUUUGUUGUGUAUGAAGCGUUUGGUCUGUAGCGUACUGCUUUUCUGUCUGGAUUUAAUAAAAAAUUCUGAUGUCCACAAUAUUUAGGAUGAUUAAAUCGGACAUUUGUUCAGCACGAACUCUGAACAGAAUGCAGUGUUCACUGCUGGGAAACUAAAUCAGAUAUUUAUUAGAGAUUAUGUAGAUGAACUGGUAAUUCCUGCUGGAAGACCUUACAUCUUUAAUCCAAUGUCCUGAGCGAAGCCCUGCAUGAUGACGGUCAGUGAAACAUCCUGGUCAUUCACUUCAUCAUGAAAUAAUCAGAUCUUUAUUAAUGAAUGAUUGGUAUAAUGAGUUAUUCUGGUCAAACUUCAAGACUUGAUUUGUUCAGGAUUAUUUCAUGAUGAAAAAAAAAAGUCUUCUACACUAUCGUUAUGAAAUCUCCGACCUGGUCAGUCGACAGUUAACGAAGAUCUUAACUAUAGAACUGUAGAGUUCAUUACUCAUCUCUACUUCCACUUCUAAUAUUUACUCUGAACUUGUGAAGAGUUAUUAAUAAAGUACAGGAUGUAAAUAUUCAUCAUAUCCUGACCUCAUGGGGUAAAAGUCCAGUCCUUUUAUGGUCAAGAUGAGGCUGAUGAAGUUCAUCAUUCAUUCUGUGUAAUCUCUAAUAAAUCCCUGUCUGUGGGUUCGUCACGAGGGAAAGUGAGACGUUUCAACUCCCUGACAGUCUGAACAGUGUAACCAAGUAAAGCUUCAUCAUGAGGAUGAUGAGGCAGGAUGAUGAUGAUGAAGCGACACAGACAUGAUCAUUCAGUGCAGAAAUAAAGUUGCUUUUUUUUAAUGAAAA
Hemibagrus wyckioides is the source of this 2818-nucleotide messenger RNA. It is a transcript of the gene psmd3, whose product is annotated as proteasome 26S subunit, non-ATPase 3. The record is from RefSeq and is a predicted model, not a curated record. Gene Ontology annotation, cellular component: proteasome complex; proteasome regulatory particle, lid subcomplex. Gene Ontology annotation, molecular function: enzyme regulator activity; protein binding. Bases 144 to 1688 code for a protein of 514 amino acids. The transcript is spliced from 12 exons. Gene Ontology annotation, biological process: ubiquitin-dependent protein catabolic process; regulation of protein catabolic process. Lineage: Eukaryota; Metazoa; Chordata; Actinopteri; Siluriformes; Bagridae.